This is a messenger RNA of Talaromyces atroroseus, 900 nucleotides long. Its product is annotated as Replication factor C subunit 5. NCBI's taxonomy places the organism in Eukaryota, Fungi, Ascomycota, Eurotiomycetes, Eurotiales, Trichocomaceae. The record is from RefSeq and is a predicted model, not a curated record. Gene Ontology annotation, molecular function: DNA clamp loader activity; ATP hydrolysis activity; DNA binding. Gene Ontology annotation, cellular component: Elg1 RFC-like complex; Rad17 RFC-like complex; Ctf18 RFC-like complex. The transcript has 4 exons. The coding region runs from base 1 to 900 and encodes 299 amino acids. Gene Ontology annotation, biological process: DNA repair; DNA-templated DNA replication.
AUGGCUCUUCUCGUGGACAGGCUACGGCCGCGAUCGCUCGAUGCACUGACAUAUCAUCCUGAGCUCUCUGCACGAUUGAAGUCUUUGGCACAAAGCGGUGACUUUCCUCAUCUUCUAGUUUACGGACCUUCCGGUGCCGGAAAGAAAACACGAAUCAUUGCGACAUUGAAAGAGCUGUACGGCCCCGGCGUCGAAAAAAUCAAGAUCGAUGCCCGUGUAUUUCAGACGACGAGCAACCGGAAACUAGAAUUCAAUAUAGUGUCCUCCGUUUACCAUCUAGAGAUUACACCGUCAGAUGUGGGCAAUUAUGAUCGCGUGGUUGUGCAGGAACUGCUGAAAGAGGUUGCGCAAACCCAACAGGUGGACCAGUCUGCCAGACAGCGCUUCAAAGUGGUGGUCAUCAACGAAGCGGAUCAUCUGACGCGGGAUGCUCAGGCGGCUUUGCGUCGAACCAUGGAGAAAUACAGUCCCAACUUGCGAUUGAUACUGCUGGCAAACAGUACUUCCAACAUCAUCGCUCCAAUCCGGUCACGUACCCUUUUGGUCAGAGUUGCGGCGCCGUCGGAACAAGACAUAUGCUCUGCGCUGCGGACAGCAGCCCAGAAAGAAAAGUGGACACACUCUGACGCUUUGAAUAUGAGGAUUGCAAAGGAGAGUGGGAGAAAUCUCCGGCGGGCUUUGCUCAUGUUUGAAGCGAUUUAUGCCCAAAACGAGAAAGUGUCUGAUAAAACUCCAAUUCCUCCGCCGGACUGGGAGGCUCUCAUAUCAGUGGUCGCGGACGAAAUCCUCGCUGAGCGAUCUCCAGCACGGAUAUUGCAGGUCCGAGAGAGACUUUACGAUCUUUUAACUCACUGCAUCCCGCCAACAACGGUGUUGAAGAUUCCAGACUUUGACCUUUAA